Molecule: messenger RNA, 1429 nt
Organism: Trichomonas vaginalis G3
Lineage: Eukaryota; Parabasalia; Trichomonadida; Trichomonadidae
Product: organellar and viral DNA polymerase type B
Exons: 1
Biological process (GO): DNA replication
Molecular function (GO): nucleotide binding; DNA-directed DNA polymerase activity; DNA binding
Source: RefSeq, a predicted model, not a curated record
AUGACAACAUACUUCAUUCGAAACUAUAAAGAAAUUCUCAAAGCUUGUGGUGGAAUGAACAUUGAGAAACAGAUGAAGAUUUAUACAAAGAGAGAAGAUAAAUAUGUAGUUCGUUAUGAUAGAACAACACCGUUAUGGGAUGUUAUGAAAACAUUGUGGGAGUGCAAAUAUUUCGAACCUAUUUCUUAUGGAGAACUUUUCACAUAUACUACUGACUUAUAUAAACAGAACCUUGCACCAUUUAAAGAUUUGACAUAUGCUCCAAAGUAUUGUGUACAACUGAAGAAGAAAGCCGAGUCAAAAGAAGUAAAUAAAAAUAAGUGCAAGUUCAUUCCUGAGCACGUUUUCUUUGCUGACUUUGAGUGCAGUACCGAUGGCUUUCAUAAAGCUUUUAACAUAUGUUAUGACAGUGAAGAUGGUUCAGUGAGUGAAAGCAUUUGGGGUCAGAACUGUGCAACAGAAUUUUUGGAACGACUUCCUGACAAGAGUUUAAUAUAUUUCCAUAACCUCAGUUAUGAUAUAAACUUCAUCUUAAGACACAUGACAGAAGUGAAAGGAACUCCCAUCAUUAAAGGUUCACGAACAAUGCAAAUAACUGGCUUAUAUAAAGGAAGGGCAAUUAUUAUAAAAGACUCUUACAGUGUUAUAAAUAAGAAGCUUAAACUAUUUCCUGCUAUGUUUAACUUACAAACAGGACCGAAAGAAGUAUUUCCAUAUAACUACUACAGCAGUACUUUGUUAGCAAAUGACAACAGAACUGGUGUCAUUUCUGAAGCAUGUAAGUUUAUCCAGGAUGCGGAUACAUUCAUGAAAAACAUAGAUUCCAUCAAAGGUUGCAGAAUAGAUGAGAACCACUUCGACUUAGAAAAGUAUAGCACAUUUUAUUGCAAACAAGAUGUAAGAAUUUUAAGAGAAGGUUUUGUUAAGUUCCGCAAUGACAUAUUGAAAGAAUUUGAUUUAAACGUUUAUGACUACGUUAGUAUUUGUUCAAUUGCUAACAAAUUAUUUGAGAACAGAGUGUACUUCCCGAAUGGAAAUUUAUAUGACCUCUCAAAUAAACCAAGAGAAUUUAUUUCGAGAUGCAUUCAAGGUGGAAGAUGUAUGUUAUCAGAUAACAUUAAACAAAAGAGUAAAGAGAAACUCAUUGCUGAUUUCGACGCUGUUUCAUUAUAUCCAUCAGCUAUAGCAAGACUUUAUACUUUAGAAGGUAUUCCAAAGGUUAUGAAGAAAGAAAUGUUAAGCACAGAGUAUCUCAUGAGACAUUUAUUCGAUGACGACCAAAAGGAACCCAUUGGUGAAAAGUUUAUGUCUGGUUUCUUUGUUCUCAUUAAGAUAACAGAGAUUGGAAUACAUAGACACUUUCCUUUAAUAGUUUGUGACCCUGAACUAAAUCCAGAACUUAACGUUCCCAGAAGUUCAAACACUUGCU